Molecule: messenger RNA, 3048 nt
Organism: Seriola dumerili (greater amberjack)
Lineage: Eukaryota; Metazoa; Chordata; Actinopteri; Carangiformes; Carangidae
Gene: simc1
Product: SUMO interacting motifs containing 1
Exons: 10
Coding region: 403-2781 (792 amino acids)
Source: RefSeq, a predicted model, not a curated record
UCAGGAAGCAUCAAAUUUCAAAGUUGAACCAACUGGACAUCAUAUCACUGGAUUUUAUUUUUCAGAUGUAGUCGAGUUUUAAGGUAGAUAACAGACGGAGUCACGUGAACUCUGAAGAUACAACCAAACUCAAAACUACCGGCAGCAUCAGACGCAUGUGGCUGACGACCUUAACAAGGAAAUGCUACAAGUCCUGAGCUUAUAUGUAUCACUGUAGGAGCUAUCUUGUGUUUUCUGCAGAACAUGAUGAGGAACUACACAUUAACGCCAGAUCUUGUUGCUUUAGGACUAUGGCGACUAUCAUGGGCCUGCUUUAGGUGACGCUCUUGUGAGCUGGCUAGCAGAACCAAACAUCAGCUACUGAAGUUUCUGUGUCGUGUGAAGCUGAAUGAGUGAGGAGAAAUGGAUGAUGUGAUCUCCCUCAGCUCAGACGACUCUGAUGUGGAAAUCGUCGGCUCCUUCUCGGCCAAGUCUGAGCUGCUGCCCCUCUCCGCUGUGAGGGUUGAUGUCGACGCUGUGAACGUUAACGCCUCGCAGUGUUUUAUUGACCUCACAGAUCCAAGAUGGACUCUUCCAGAGCUUAAAAUGCGCAAAAGACAAAACUCCACUCCCUUGUCAGUGACAGACUUGACUGAAAGCAACAUAGCAAAUAGGACAGAACAGGAGACAGAGAAUUUGCAACCAGAUGACUGUGAAAUAAAAAAAGAAAGUUCAAAUAACAAUCAAACUUCAAAAAAAGAAGAUUUUAAUUUACAGACAAGCUCUUUGAGAAACUCAACUGUUCGUGCUCCACAGCAGGACUGUGGUAAUAUGAGAUGUUUGAAUUCUCAAACACAACACCAAAAGCAGAACUAUGAAGUACAUCCCUCUCCUAACACACCAGCUGUAAAACUGAGACGACUGCCUUUUCUUGAGACAUGUGUAAAGGACCUGAAAACAUCAAAUUGUUCUGUGUAUUUAACCAAAGAGUGCUUUAGAGAACUCAGCAUGAACAGCAAUUCACCAGAUUGCAUUACUAAUUUGAGGACAACUACAGAAUCAAAUGGUCCUUUCAUGAAAACUUCACUGGACAAGUCUCCUCCUAAGGUGGCUGAAUUGCUUAUUGGACAGGAACAACAGGAGAACAGUAAUGAAUUUACAAGCACACAGUUACAUGACUGCUCUGAUCACUCAUCCCCUCCCUCUCCCACUACCAGACUGAAGCCUUCUGAGCUUUUUGAUCAUGACUCUCUGCCACACAGAAGUCCUGCAUUUUAUGAUCUGAAGAGCCAAGUCGAUACAACACCCACAUCUGAACAUACGCCUGCUGAAAACAGGCCUGAAUGGCAAUCGGAUGAGGCUAAGGCUGAAAGGGCCUCAGACAGUGCAGACUUGUGCUGUGAACCUGCUUUGUCAGUGUCUAAAACUGAGGAUAUGGAUGAAGGAUCUGGUGCUGGGACAUAUAGAGGGGAUGCAGGAAUUGAUAGUCCACUGUCUUUCCUCUGGCAAGAGGGGAGUGAUAUAGAAGAAGUGAAUGAAGAGAGCAGAUUUGAUAUGGACUUCAGGGCAGCUAGUCGAGAAGACAGACAUACUGUGUGCCCAGUUACACUCAAGAAAAUAAUGUCUGGACCAGGUCAAGCCUUGAUUGAUGUCGAAGAUGAAGGUUUUGGAACUCCAGAGGUGCUAUGCCGUCAGAGCCUGAGUCUGGUUUACAGUACGAUUGAUGAGAACUACCCAGAGGGUACUUUGCAGCUCUUGUCUGACCUACUACAGCCUGGUUACUAUCCCCCCAGAGAUAUCACUACCCAUCUACUCCACAACAUUCUGCUGGACCCACAGUGUCCCCAUCACCUAUGUGUACAGGCCUUUAAUCUGCUGAUGAGGACACAGAGACACCACAUGGCUGAUAAAACCACAGUACCAUGGGACUGGGAGUUGUUGACCUCAGUCGUGGCCAAUCAGGACAGUACAAAUAGACGUCGAUGUGAGGUUGUGCGCAUGCUCCUGGAGUAUGUUGUGCAGACAUUGGAGGACGACUUCCAGGCCAAACGUUCUACUUCUGCCCUCCACCACUCGAUCGCCAAGGCCACACUGUCAUGUGAUCAGCAUUUCCCUCAAGUCAGAGAUAUCAUCAAGUGGCUUUUUUCUGCCAUCAUGAAAUCGACAGAGCAUGGAGAGUGUAGAGAAACAACCAGAGAGAGAGAUGAACAAAGCAGAAUAGUGUCCAUCUUCCAGAGGAUGCUGUCUUUGGCUCUGGAGGUGGACCGUUCUCCAGCUCUCACCUCUGUCAAGCUGUCCCAGGAGCUCUUCCAUAUGGUCAUCAGCAAUGUGCCUUUGCGAGCACACAGGAUGUUGUUGCUGGAGAGCCUGCAGAGCAAGCUGCUGAGAUGUAAGCUGUUAGAACAUCUGCUGGACUAUGCGUGCCCACUGAAAAUCUCUCUGCCCAUGUCGCUUAGUCUGCUACUUCACUUUAUGAAGAACUGCACUCUGGCACCAGACCCUACGGAUGGUACUGAAAGAUGGCAGAGGUGGGAAGAGUUGGUCCAUCUUCUCUGGAUGCUGCUACUCAGCUACAACAAAGCGAUGAAAGGCUAUCUGUGCAGCUCAGUCACUGAACAAAGAGGCAGAGUUGGCACGCUGGUCUACAAGCCGGAUGAUAAGGUAUCCAAGGCUGCCAUUCGUGAAGCUGUGGAGGCCUUCCUGUCCAGAUCCCAGGCUGACCUUGGCCAAGCAUUACCUCUGCAUGUGGAAGAGUCCCUCACUUAUCUACAGGAUCACCUGCUAGAUGUCUGUCAGUGUUGAAAUAAAAGCUCUUUGUAGUGCUUAUUUUCUUGGAAGACAUAAAGCACUGAAUUAAUUUAAUAUUUAUAUUUUUGUACUGGUUCCCUUGCACAGGUUUUGUAUUUAAAUAAAGGCAGUGUGUUUUGAUUGGUUAUAUUAAGUGAAAAUACAAUAAGAUUGUUUUUUCUUGAUUAUAUUAUUUUUUAUGUUGUUGCCAACAAAGAGAUAUAUGAAUUUGUCAUUAAGCAAAAAUUUCCUUGGAUGUCCAUACAGAUUAAAUCGUUACAU